AUGAUGGCAGUGAAGAGGCGACUAAAGACACUGGAUUGGGGUUCAGACGGCCUGAUGGUAUCAAUGGAUCAUCAAGGAACGUUCUUGCAUUUCGCGUUCUACCAUCCGCACCAUGGCGUCGUUCAGCUUUCACCUUAUGAGCAAUUCGACGGCGGCAAGUUCCACGACCCUUCCUACGUUCGAUCCUAUCGUUGUCGAAUGUUGAAGCUUCUCGAACAAGAUCUACCUGGAUUCGGGCUGCAGAUUCGUGAUCGUCCACUGCAUUACCCGGAGGUUUCCGUCCAUCGAGAUCGCCAAACCAUUUACUAUCACAUCACGGGAAAUAUCCGCGUGCAGAGAGUCCACGCAAUCUCUCCGGACGGUGUGUUUGAACAGACAACGACCAUUUCCACGACUUCUGACCGCGCAUGCAUCGUGCCAAUUGUUUUGAGUCUUAAAAUGAGCAUGAACCGUGCAUCAUACGGGCAACUCACUGAAGGAGGGCCGAUUCCGCUUCCGGAGACAUUGAAUGUCUUGAAAUCACAAGCCUCACCGUGUAACGCGUUUUCGAUCCAAAAUUCUAAUCUGGACGCAGCAGUGGACGGCAAAAUCUGGUCAAACCGAGAGGAGGUCACAGAUCUCCUGCUUCGCGACACAGAGCAGACCUAUUGCGGAGGACCAGCCGACCAAGAGUUUCCAGCGAAUGUGACAAUUUCAUCUGACUCGCCGUUUGUUUUCCGUUUGAAAUUGCAACCGAAAGCGCAGGGGCUAGCCUUUCAAUCCAGACAGCAUCUCUCUUGUGCAAUUCCCUACUCUCCAGUUUGGAAAUUGGAGGAUCCGCAAGCGUUGACAAUACUUCGCGGAAACCUUGCAUACGUCCUUGGAAACUGUAUGAUCCCAAUAUCCGAUGCCAGUGUCUGGCAGAUUAAAUUCCUCUUGGACGUUUUUCGACAGUCGGACUUGAUUGUAGAUGCCAAGACAGCGCAUCGAUAUCGAAAUGAAAUCGCGGCCCGAGUCAAAGGCCAUCUCAAUUGGGUUUUUCGCGAUGCUCAGCGCCCCCACGGAUUCUGGCAUCGUUCAUACUUGGCCAACGGAGUUCCCAAGGACGGACCAAUCUUUCAGCUGGAUCAGCAGUGCUACCCUAUUUUGGAGCUGUGUGAUUUCGUCGAUACGAUCUCGGAUUCAGACCUCUCCGUACAGGAUAUUCUCGAAGAAAGCGGAGUUGCUGUCGUCAUUGAUGUUUUGCUUGGAAAGAGAGACCUCCGGACCCAUCUGUUUCCAACGGAUGAGACACCGGGAGAUGACCCAGUGGAGUUCCCAUUUCAUUUCUCAAGUCACAUCCUCUUGUGGUACACUUUCCACAGAUUUACCGUGUUGCUAGAGAGGCUCGGAGAUACAGAGUCACUACAGGCUUCGUGCAUGAAGCAGCUCGCAGCUGAAACAUUUCACUCCACCAUGAGUCACUUUGUUGCGCGAAAUCCAACAACAGGAACGACGAUGUUUGCAUACCUAACCGAUGGUGCCGGGCAACAUACCUUCUACCACGAUGCAAAUGAUAUUCCUACUCUGUUUGCACAAGAAUGGGGAUUUGCAAGUACUGGCGAUGCUUCUGAGAUCUGGACUCGCACAAUCCGAUUCGGAUUGUCCGCGGCCAAUGAAGGUGGUUUUUAUGGGAAUGGGCCUUUCGGAGGGCUAGGAAGUGUGCACACUCGGGCUCCUUGGCCAUUGGGUUACUUCCAAGAGCUGGUGUUUGCAGAAUUAACGGGCGAUUCCGCUGGCAGAGAUCUCGCGUGGAAAAAGAUCCAAGGAUCUAUGUUCCCCGACGGCCUUUUCUCUGAGGCCGUGGAUGCUCUGACCGGAGAAUGUACGAGCAAGGCUUGGUUCAGCUGGCCUGGGAGCAUGAUCGGCUCGGCUCUUCUUCGUGAUCGGAUGCGGGUCGUCUUGCCGCAAAACGCACUUUAG
This is a messenger RNA of Penicillium diatomitis, 1941 nucleotides long. RefSeq lists its product as uncharacterized. The coding region runs from base 1 to 1941 and encodes 646 amino acids. Gene Ontology annotation, biological process: carbohydrate metabolic process. Lineage: Eukaryota; Fungi; Ascomycota; Eurotiomycetes; Eurotiales; Aspergillaceae. The transcript is spliced from 3 exons. The record is from RefSeq and is a predicted model, not a curated record.